Molecule: messenger RNA, 2261 nt
Organism: Pisolithus orientalis
Lineage: Eukaryota; Fungi; Basidiomycota; Agaricomycetes; Boletales; Pisolithaceae
Exons: 2
Coding region: 1-2055 (684 amino acids)
Source: RefSeq, a predicted model, not a curated record
AUGUCCGUCAAUCACGCCGCACAUAUGCCACAGUCACUGCCCCCCUUCGCGGAGGCUUUCAGCAGCUCCUCGCUGAGCAGCAGCAACGCGCUACCCCCGAUACAGUCCCAGUCUUACGAACGCACACGCCAAGCAACCCACUCCCCCGCCAACGACUCGUGUAAUCCAACCGUCGAACUCAUCCGCACCGCAAGAAAACGUUCGCGGGAAGAAGGUUCACUUGCUACCCUCACAGAGGCCAACUCGGACAGGUGCUCCCCCAGGGGCCUCCGCAUCAAAGAGGAGGACGAGAGAGAUGCACCCUCAGAGUCACCGCACUCUCCCACCGUGAACGAGGACGUGUCCCAUGACCCUAGUCCCACUCCCAGCACGCAGCCGUCUCCGAAGAAACGACGCGUGACUGUGAGCGGCCCAACGCAACCGCUCGAUUCCACCACUAGACCCGCACUCGAUCAGCCAGCGUCUACACCAAUCUCUCCGGUUAUUAUUAGUCUUACCAACGUGGACGAGCCGAAUGGCAGAGAACGAUCCUUAUUAACGGUCAAACCGCAACACAGGUCUCUCCUCGAGCAGCGUAGGGAAAGUAUUACCGGCGUAACUCAGGCUUCUUUUCCUUCUGGGUCUUCCAGCAAGUCCCCGCCCGAGGAUCAUCUCUCUGCAUCCAAACUGUCGAACGUCCCCCGGAUUGGACGGCGCAGUCCCAACGAGGCCGCUGGCACCAGCCGCUCUACAGGCGGCGGUGCCCAAGCGAUUAACUCCUCACAAGUGUUCAGUCCACCCCCCAUGAUCGUUCCGAGCCAGCAGCCCCUCUCCCUCAAUUCCCCGCAGGUUUCAGCCGAGUCCUCAUCUAUAGCACGACAGAGCCCAAUUGCACAUUCACUACCUCCCCCUUCCAUCAGCUUUACGACACGUCGUACCGCACAAUCCGGAGGUCGUAAGAAGAAGCCUGCAGAUAUAUUGAUUAGCCCACGCGGCACGGGCCCAUCCGACCCACUUCUGCCCGUUGUCCAGAGUGCCCCUCCCGUGGCUGACCGGUUCCCGAUGGCGAUCCCGCGCCUACCAUCUGCAAUCAACAAUGCUACUCAGACAACUCGGAGAACGGUCAGCAACGUUCCGCCCACGCCCACCCGCUUCGCACUGCGUGAUGCUGCAAGCUCGUCUGUCAACUCGACCGGACGAACCGGCACGACUUCUUUGUCACCGCCAAAUGUCUCGGUCCCCAUCGCUAGUAGCUUGGCUCCGCAUACACCUAAUGCCUUACAUCAUCCCGGGUAUUCGGUGGACAAGUCCGCCUUUUUGGCGCCUUUUGAAACGUUUUACGACGCCCUUAAUGGUUCAAAACAGCUGAAGGGUUGGCUUGCAGAUCAGCUGCAGAAGUCGAGUGCCCUCAUGCAAUCACUGAAACAGCAGCAAGAGAAGAUGGACACCAUGGUGGAGGAUUUGGUGGAGAAGCGGACGCGUGCAUUGAGGGAGGAAAUUGCGGCGUUACGUCAACGCGUGGAGUCUCUUGAGGAAGCCGUGCAAACAACUCGGGGAGAGGGCUCAACGAGGGGCCCUCAAACCAACGGUGGGUCCGGAUAUCUGCAUAAUAUGGCAGCCCUCCAGAACAGCUCUCCUCCAGGAUCUGAACCAUCCACGACAUACCGAUUUCCUGCACCGGAUCAGCGAAGAUCGGACUUUACGAGAGCGGUUCUCUCUCCUGAAAGACCGCAGGAUAAAGAACCUCAGAGGUCGCCACCUCUAAUAAUAGAAGCUUCCCGCCGCAUCUCAAUCUCUGGCGGUACUCGUCCAGAUCCAGCAAGAAUGAUUAACGUGGAAGGUGGACAGCUGCAGGGAUCUCACCCCUCCUUCGGGCCCUCAGGGCACCAUAGUCGUGGAGGACCGCCAGGUUCAUCAAAAGGUACACCACCUUUGCGGCCUCAAACCCUCCCUGAGCGCUCGAUAAACGUCCGCCAAACAGACCCGGCGCCGCGUUCAAGUAGCAGGCUCGUGUACCCUCCACCUGCGAAACCGGAUGCACGUCGCAAAAGUAAUGCCGCUCUUGAGGAGCGUUGACCAUUUUUUUGGGUUAUUAUUUGAGGACGGAAAAUCAUGCUACCCUUUUAUUCACUCUCAUUAUUUGGCGAGAAUCCGUUGGACUGACGUUUGGCUUUGAACAUACUUAACCUUCUCUUAUCUGACCGUCAAUCUGCAUCGUCCCAUGCUGAAUCUCGGACUAUGUAUUUGUGAUUUAUAUCGUGCAUCCUUGUCCUGGUUGCUUU